[Torrubiella] hemipterigena is the source of this 1855-nucleotide messenger RNA. The record is from the annotation of a GenBank genome assembly. NCBI's taxonomy places the organism in Eukaryota, Fungi, Ascomycota, Sordariomycetes, Hypocreales, Clavicipitaceae.
CGGGAUGCCUGAUCGCGAAACAGUACUGUGCAGCACUAGGCGACAGAUUUGCUAGACGCCGAUUUCCAUCGCUUUUAUCACACAGCAACAUAGCCAUUGACAGCUCUCGAAGCUCAGAGUAUCGGUCGCCAUGCUUUGCGGAAUCUCGGGAGAAACUCCCCAAGAGCCAGUCGCGUCCAAGAAGUCCGGCAUUGUUUACGAGAAGCGCCUGAUUGAGCAGUACAUCAACGAGCACGGCACCGAACCCAACACUGGCGACGCCCUCACCUCGGACGACCUUCUUCCCAUCACCUCCUCCCGUAUCGUGCGCCCUCGCCCUCCGGCACUGACCUCGAUCCCCGCCCUUCUCUCCACGUUCCAGCAAGAAUGGGACAACCUAGCCUUAGAAACAUAUAACCUCAAGGAGCAGCUCGCAAGAACACGGGAGGAACUUGCUACCGCCUUGUACCAGCACGAUGCUGCAGUGCGCGUCAUCGCCAGACUCACCAGAGAACGAGACGAGGCCAGAGACUCUUUGAGCAAGGUUACUGUUACAGACGGUGCCGUUGGAGGCGAUGCCAUGAUGGUAGACAGCGCAGAGGGUCUGCCCGAAGAGCUCGCCGCUCGUGUUGAUGAAGUACAUGCCAGCCUAUCCAAGAGCCGCAAGAAGCGACCUGUUCCCGCUGGCUGGGUUACCUCGGACGAAAUCUCUGCCUUCGAAGCUGCCGCCACCACCGCUCUUCCCGCCCAGCAAACCACCUCGCUCGAUUCGUUGGAAGAUUAUGCUGCUGUCGGUGGUCUUGCUGGCGAUGCCGUCAUUUAUUCUGUUGAAGCUGAUAAGGCUGAGAGACAAUUGACUGUCAACGAGCCCAUUACCAGCACACUCUGGACUGGAUCCAAGGUUCUCUUUGGCACCAGCAAGGGUUCUGUCAAGAUCUUCGAGAACGGCGCCGAGGUUGGCGCUCUUUCUGAGCACUCUGGAGCCACGACAUCUCUUAGCUCACACCCUAGCGGCGAGUUGAUUGCAUCUGUUGGUGCUGAUAAGAGCAUUAUUCUGUACGAUCUGGCUUCCAUGAAGCGCGUCAGCCGCGCAUACGCCGAUGCUGCACUUACAUCUUGCGCUUUCCACCCUGACGGACACUUGCUGGCCGCCGGCACAGCGUCUGGCGACAUUAAGCUUUACAUGACCAAGACGAUGGAGCAGGCUGCCGUCUUCUCGCUAGGCGCUCCUAUCCAAGCACUUGACUUUUCAGAAAACGGCUUCUGGCUUGCGGCUAGCGCCAAGGGACAGUCUAGCGUUACGAUUUUCGACUUGCGCAAGGAGGGCGAUGCCGCUACCGCCAAGGUUCUCGAGACCGGCGGUGCUGUGCAGUCGGUAUCAUGGGACUACACAGGCCAGUUCCUGGCUACGGCCGGUCCUACGGGACUGACUGUUCAACAGUACACCAAGAGCAGCAAGAAGUGGUCGGAGCCUUUGCGCACCUCGAACGCCGCUGUGGCUGUCCGCUGGGGUGUGUCAGGCAAGAAGCUCCUUGCUGUGAACGGUGACGGCGUGAUUAGUGUAUUCGGAAACAAGGAAUAGAUUGUUGGAUCUUCUCUCAGAGCGGACAGAAAAUGAAGCAAUGCCUUUGGAAACCCAAAAAAUGAAGGGCCAUUUUUCUCCGGAGUGCAGAAAAGCCGUGCACUGUUGAUUUCGCUGUAUACUAAACAAUGGAUUAUGUUUUUCUUGUCAUGCGUAUAUCUGAUAUCUAUUACCGCUUGUUCCAAAAACCGUAUACAGUACAUCAUUUAUGCUUUGUUUUGCAUUUAGUAACUUUGUAUUAAUGUACUAAUUCGUAGUACCGACUCUAUUGUCUCUCGCUUUCUAACCUUUGCG